Molecule: messenger RNA, 504 nt
Organism: Nicotiana attenuata
Lineage: Eukaryota; Viridiplantae; Streptophyta; Magnoliopsida; Solanales; Solanaceae
Exons: 2
Coding region: 1-504 (167 amino acids)
Source: RefSeq, a predicted model, not a curated record
AUGGUGGUGUUUGGACCACCGGCACCGCCGUGGGCGAUAUCCGGCGGGUGGUCGACGGCGGAGGCAGCGGAGAGAAUUGGGGCGGCUAGGUUUCAGAAAGUUCAAUGGAAAGGGCUAGUGUUGGGACCAACUACUAUACCAAAACACAAGUUUAUCCUUUGGCUGGUACUACUGGGUCGAUUAGCCACCGUUGAUCGAUUGCAGAAAUGGGGCAUACAUGUCCAAAUUGAUUGUGUCUUAUGUACUACUGGAGCUGAGGAAAACCUGCAACAUUUGUUCUUCCAAUGCCCUUACUCAUCCCAAAUUUGGAGUGCACUACUCAGGUGGCUAGAGGAGAAUAGGAGAAUUAGCAACUGGGGGGAGGAGAUUGAUUGGAUAAGCAGAAAAAUGAGGAACAACAGUCCACGAGUAGAGAUCAUGAAGUUCCUAUGCGCUGCUACUAUUUACCAUGUAUGGAGUGAAAGAAACGCAAGGAGAUUCCGAGCUGAAAAGAAAGAAAGCUAA